This is a messenger RNA of Antechinus flavipes (yellow-footed antechinus), 5357 nucleotides long. RefSeq names its product echinoderm microtubule-associated protein-like 6. The record is from RefSeq and is a predicted model, not a curated record. The transcript has 15 exons. Bases 1705 to 3237 code for a protein of 510 amino acids. Gene Ontology annotation, molecular function: microtubule binding. Lineage: Eukaryota; Metazoa; Chordata; Mammalia; Dasyuromorphia; Dasyuridae.
GUGUGUUUCUUGAAAAUAAACCAUGUGUUUUAUAGCAAAUGAUUCUUUAUGAACCAUGCCAUAACCAUACUGUCCUCUUGCUCUCAUCAUAAUCCCUGGCUUGCUUUUAUCCAUACUUAAACAUUCUUAGGUAAAAGAAUAAAACCCAGGAAUUUCAUUUGAAAGUUCUACUAAAACAGAAAAAAGAGCAGGCGUCAUGGGAAGGGACAAUUAAUGUGGAGAGAGGAAAUGUCUAACUGUGUGAAAUGGCAUGCCCCAACAUCCUGAUUUCCCUCAAUUUAGUUACCAGAGACGUGAGCUGGGGAUGUAGUUGUGCAGAGAAUUGUUUUCUACUCAUUAUUUGUUGGUUACUAUAGUACCAUUUAGUCCAAUUAUCACUGAAGAUUACGUAAUCUGUUUUGAUUGAACAGUUUCAGAGAAAAUAAAGGUGUCUUGUUUUCCCCAGUGGGAAAAAAAAUGCCAAACUGUUCCAGCAAGCAAGUUGGCCUACUAGUAAACACUGAAAAUUAUUAGACUAAAUUAUGAGUUAGAUUUGAAUUGAAAACAAAACAUCCAUUGUACCAAACUCUCCACCGCAUUCAGGAGGAUGUUAUUAUGUUUCUGGCAACAACAAUUUGUCGAUGGCACACACAAAAAUAACCAAGUCCAUAGGAGGCGUUAGUAACUUCACGUAAAGAGUGUGGGAAGCAUUGACAGAGCUUCCUUUUUUCUCCCUAUUCUGUAGGCGCUUUAGUGCAGAGUUUGCCCAGUGACGCCAGGGUAGGAGCUUUCUGCAUUUGUAGACUGGUGCACUCUUUCGUUUCUGUUUUAGUCCUUUGCUGGCAUGCUUGAAAAGCAUGGUUUGUGCCACACAGGAAUGUCUGUUCCCUUGAAAAAUGCUUGUGCAUGAAUAAAAUGAUUUGCCAAUGCUCCUCUAUACUGUACUAAGUUUCUCAUUUGGCUUUAUUUGCUGCUUACAAGGGGAUCCAGGCCACCAGUGAGCAGGGCAGCUCCCCAGCCAGAGAAACUUCAGAAGAAUAAUAUCACCAAAAAAAAGAAACUGGUUGAGGAGCUGGCUUUAGAUCACGUAUUUGGCUAUAGAGGAUUUGAUUGUCGUAAUAACCUGCAUUACCUUAAUGAUGGUGCCGAUAUAAUCUUCCACACUGCAGCAGCAGGCAUAGUUCAGAACCUCUCUACAGGAAGUCAGAGUUUCUAUCUGGAACACACAGAUGACAUUCUCUGUUUGACCGUAAACCAACAUCCUAAGUAUAAAAAUGUGGUAGCCACCAGCCAAAUAGGUGAUAUUGUGGAAAUCCCAGGUAAGGCUGUUUCAUCUAUGAGUAGUUUUCAUCCACACAGCAAAACCCUUUCAAACUUUUAUGUCUUCUGGUUGUAUCAAGAUGAACUGAAGAUACAAACCACAUACUAUCCCAGAUUGUUUCUUUGUAUAAAAUCCUUCAUGAGUGUUUGUCAUUGACAUAGUAUCUGUCUCCAUGAGCAAGAUGUUUUCCCAUUUUCCUCCAAUUAUUCCAGACAUUUAAUAGUUAAUGACUUUUUGAGCCCAAUAAGAAAUUUUGAUUGCCCCUAAGUUAGUCUUUUUUAAAAGAAAAAGGUUUCUACAUAAUUUUAAACCAACAGGUAACUUGAAAUUUCUUUAACCUUAAUUCUUUAUUGUACUUUCUUUGAUUCUCAGGAACAACGCCUUCAAUCCACAUAUGGGAUGCAAUGAGCAAGCAGACACUUUCAAUGCUUCGAUGUUUCCAUGCAAAAGGGGUUAAUUAUAUUAAUUUCAGUGCUACUGGCAAGCUCCUGGUGUCAGUAGGAGUAGACCCUGAGCAUACGAUCACAGUCUGGCGUUGGCAAGAAGGUGCCAGAGUUGCCAGCCGAGGGGGUCAUCUCGAACGAAUAUUUGUGGUGGAAUUCCGUCCAGACUCUGACACACAAUUUGUAUCAGUGGGAGUCAAGCACAUGAAGUUCUGGACCCUGGCUGGCAGUGCCCUACUGUAUAAGAAAGGGGUGAUUGGAUCCAUGGAAGGUGCCAAAAUGCAGACCAUGCUCUCUGUGGCCUUUGGUGCUAACAAUCUCACUUUCACUGGCGCCAUAAAUGGAGAUGUCUAUGUCUGGAAGGACCAUUUUCUUAUUAGGCUGGUGGCCAAAGCUCACACAGGCCCAGUCUUUACAAUGUAUACAACUCUUCGAGAUGGACUGAUAGUCACUGGUGGAAAGGAGAGACCGACCAAAGAAGGAGGAGCUGUGAAGCUGUGGGACCAGGAGAUGAAGCGCUGCCGAGCAUUUCAGCUAGAAACCGGGCAGCUGGUGGAAUGUGUACGCUCAGUGUGUAGAGGCAAAGGGAAAAUUUUAGUGGGAACCAAAGAUGGAGAAAUAAUUGAAGUUGGUGAAAAAAAUGCUGCUUCCAACAUGUUGAUUGAUGGACACAUGGAAGGGGAGAUAUGGGGUCUGGCCACUCACCCUACCAAGGAUAUUUUCAUCUCAGCCAGCAAUGAUGGUACAGCCAGGAUCUGGGACCUGGCAGAUAAAAAACUUCUGAACAAGGUCAACUUGGGACAUGCAGCUAGAUGUGCUGCCUACAGCCCUGAUGGAGAUAUGGUGGCCAUUGGCAUGAAGAAUGGAGAAUUUGUUAUCUUAUUGGUGAACAGCCUGAAAGUCUGGGGGAAAAAAAGAGAUCGGAAAUCAGCUAUUCAGGAUAUCAGAAUGAGUCCAGACAACCACUUCUUAGCUGUGGGUUCAUCAGAGCAUACUGUGGACUUCUAUGACCUCACCCAAGGCACAAACUUGAACCGAAUUGGAUAUUGCAAAGACAUCCCAAGCUUUGUUAUUCAGAUGGAUUUCUCAGCUGACAGCAAAUACAUUCAGGUUUCAACAGGCUCUUACAAGCGUCAGGUCCAUGAAGUCCCACUGGGAAAGCAAGUGACUGAUGCUUCAGUUAUUGAGAAUAUCACCUGGGCCACCUGGACAAGCAUUCUAGGAGAUGAAGUCAUUGGGAUCUGGCCCCGAAAUGCAGAUAAGGCUGAUGUCAACUGUGCCUGUGUGACCCACGCUGGCCUGAAUGUUGCCACUGGAGAUGACUUUGGGCUGGUGAAACUCUUUGAUUUUCCAUGUACAGAAAAAUUUGCCAAACACAAGCGUUACUUUGGUCAUUCAGCCCACGUGACCAACAUCCGGUUCUCUCAUGAUGACAAAUAUGUGAUCAGCACUGGAGGAGAUGAUUGCAGUAUAUUUGUGUGGAGAUGUUUGUAAAAGAAAGAAUGAAAAAACACAAAAUCUGGAGAAAUAACUCACAUUAUUGCUGCACUUCAGAGGAUGUGGCCAGAUGCCUCCUUACCUUUUCAGGUGCUUGGAAACGAUUGAUGUUAAGAGGAUGCAGUCACAAUUGUGGUGUUCUAAGGAAGCACUCUAACAACCUGAAAUUUGCAAAACUAUUAAGUUCCAUGGAGAAGGAAAACCAAACUCAAGAUUUGGUGGCCCCUAUUCCUAAAGACUAAAAUUUUCAUCACACACACACAGAGAAAAUCUCGUCUGAUAAUGUAGCCCACUUGACAAAAUUUUAAGCCUCAGUUGCCCUGACAAUUUAUAGCUUUACUUUGCAUUGUAACUUCUUAAAGGUAUAUGUUUUAUGUCCUGUUUUCACACAUUUUAGGAGAUGUUCACCUUUUCAAAAUCAUUAUCUUGAAUAAGAUUAAUUCUAAGUUAUAUGCACUGGGAUAAAAGAAAUGCUAAAAGUACACUGUUUUCCACUAAAGCUAAACACUUUCAAAAACCAAAUGAGCCAUGUAUAAGAAAAAAGUUGAAAAUGUUAAUUUUUUAAUUUUAUUUGCAGAGUUUUAUAUCCAUAAAGUGCCUUUGAAAGUUUUUAGUCAUGUGGGCUACUUUCACCUCCCACAAAUACCUGCUUUCUACAUAUGGUGCUAUAACUUUAAAACUGAGGGCUAACCAAACACCUUUAGCAAAUAUGUAGUUUCUCAUUCGUGUCCUGCUUUUAUUUUUCACAAAAUUUAUAAUGGGCUGACAUAUGUCAUCUGCUCCAGAAAUAACGACUACGGGUGAGCUAAAGUUACUACAAAGCAGUAGGGAUGGAGUGGAGAGUGAAUGACUUGAGAUUUUCAUUAAGUUUUGUUCACUAGGCAGGUCAGACUCCAAAUCACCUUUUUCAAAAAUUCAAGAAAAAAACCUGCUUCCAGGGCACCAGAAGAUGGACUCCAAAACUUGUUCUAUGUCCUAGUCUAUACUUUGAUGGUAAAUAGCUAUGUGUCAAUUAAAAUCUUUGCUGCAAUUCCCUGAUAGGAGUUAUGGCUAACCUGGAUCUCAACCUUCCUCACAUCCCCAUUCCUUCUCACUUCCCACUUCUCAAAAACUGGCAGGCAGCCUUCAGCUAGCUGUUGGCUUUUUUGUCCAUUGUCUUGCUUCAGGAAGAGGCCAGAACAAAAAUCGCUGUGUGACAAAUUUAUAAGCCCCUGGGGUAUCUGAUACAACUUAGUCUUGGUAAAUUAAAAAAAAAAAAUAGGAUUUCCCAAACUACACCAUCUAAGAUUAUAUUAUGAUCUAUUACAAGUAAAAUAAACCAUGGUCAGUAAUGGACUACAGGGCCCUAACACAGUGCCUUGCAUAAAGAAGGCACUUAAUAUAAAUGACUACACCAUAGGGUAGUGAAUAAAGAGCAAAGGAAAACCUAAGUACCCUGUACUGACUAGACUGGCAGUAAGGACAGUAUGCACUAGCUAUUCCUUAUACAUUUACUGAACUGAACUACUGACAUUUAAGAGUUAUUGGUUAUUUUAUCACAUUUAAAACAAACAAAAAAAGCAAAAUGAACUAUCUUCAAUUAAGGAAUAAAAAUUCCAACAUCACAAGUGCUUCAGCAUUCUCAACAAAAUACAUCAUUCAUUAAGCUAUUUUUCUAUGCCAAAUUUAUUAAUGCCUUAUAUGUUAAUAAACAAUUAGUUUUGUCAGAUCCACGAGUCCCUAUGCAGUCUUCAUUAGAGUUUAAUUUUUCCCCCUUGUAUUUAUAAUGUAACCAUAUUGACUGGUGAUGCUGGGUGAUCACCACUUUUGCCUAUGUUGUACUACUGUUGGCCUUUCAUAUUGAUUGUACCUUAAAUAGAAAUAAACGUGAAAAUACAAUGAACUGAUCAAUGGUGAUAUGUGAAAACUAUUUAAGAGCAAUAGUGUCUGUGUGUCAGGAAAAUACAAUAUAUAAUUUGUAAGCAUUUAUAUGGUAUGAUUUUAUGUAUAAACCCUGCACUGUAUCCUAAUGUAAAUUAAAAUAUUGGCGCAUGAAUUUAUUUUUCAAUUGUUUAAAGUGUUUGAAAAACACAAUUUGAAAACAUUUUUGUUGUGUCAAAUAAAUUUGAUUACAUACA